Molecule: messenger RNA, 3652 nt
Organism: Durotheca rogersii
Lineage: Eukaryota; Fungi; Ascomycota; Sordariomycetes; Xylariales; Xylariaceae
Product: glycosyltransferase family 90 protein
Exons: 5
Coding region: 345-3185 (946 amino acids)
Source: RefSeq, a predicted model, not a curated record
AUUCAUUUGCUUGAGGGCGGUGAGGGAAAGGGGGGCUCUAAUUUUACUAACUACGUCUCUUCUUCGCACUAUGAUCCCGUUCGUAUUUUGCGCUGCCGAUUACAGUUCCCGGAUACGUGUCGCACGGCCUUUCGCUGCGCCACAGCAUAGAUGGACCUCGACCCUUUCUUCAUCUCCAGCCCUUCUUGCGCGACGCGUUAUUCCACGAGGUCACCCUCCUCAAGUACCUGCAUACAUCUCUACGUCUCUCCAAUCCACGCUCGGUCCUGAAGUGAGACGCUAUAGGCCGAUGGAAAAUCCUCGUUGAAUGGCUUCGAUGCGUCCGCAGCUUCUCUGCACACCUAAUGGCACGUGAUGGGGGUUCGAGGCUGACGGCUGUCUGCUUCCUAGCCUCAUACAUAUGGCUGUCCUGUUCCCUGCAGAGACAUUCCUUGACAGAUCAGCCCCGGCUAUCCUCCUUCUUGCUCCUGCUAAUCGCAGGUGCGGCGGCUUUCUCUGCCAGCCUGUUUUCGAAAUGGCUUCCUGGUGCCGAUGGGAGAUUUGACUCGGAGGCUGUCCUCAAGCAGUCGUCCCUGUUGCCACAUCGGCCCCGCCGUUUCUACAUCCCUUGCGUCAUCUUGCUUGUCAUCAUCCGGCUGGAGAUCGCGCACAGGGUCAUGGACGAUUUCCAAUGCGCCACCGAGGGCGUAGAGGCCUUUCUUCCCGCCUUCUUGGCCGCCUAUGAGCUCCUCUCAUACCGUGCCCCCCAAGUCGUGGUGGACCCCGAUGAGCCACAAGAUAUGUGGGGUAACCCUUUGGAUGACUUCAAGAUCUGGCUCCAGGGCUCCCCGAUCUCCCUACUAUUCAGCACUAUAGUCUUUGGCUAUGGCGUUUAUAUGAUGCACGGCUCUACGAUGAAGUCUACCUUCUACUGUUCCGCUCUAGGCAAUCAAAGCUCGUUCAUCGUGGCCAUGCAGUGGUUAGGGGUCUUAAUCGAUGCGGCCAUCUUGAUAAUGCUCUGGAGAAUACUCUCGUGGGCGAGGACGACGAAGAGCCGCCUUCGGACGCUUGGUGGCAUCCUGGCCCUAGCCUCCCUCGGCGUCUCGGUCCUGUGUUUCGCGACACAAAUCUCCCAGCGUCGCGAGAUCAUCGGCCAUCACCCCUUCAAGGGAGUGGGUUCUCUCUACUUCUUCGACAUCGUCAGUACCGGCCUGCUUAUUUCUACCUUUGUCAUUUCAACCGCGCUUUGGAUUUGCGAUUCCACCGCGUUAGAGCCGACGGCUGUUGCCACCUUCACUUCCGGAAUGAUCGCGAGUAUCCAAAAUGUUCUGUUGACCGGGACAUAUCAACAAACGUCUUCCCCUCAGCCACUGGCGGUGCUUUCCAUCAUUUCGUUUGGUUUCGUUGUCUUCACGUACGCGAGCAACAUGAGAUGGAUCGUUAUCUUCAAGCGGGUAUUUCUUCUAUCAUUUCUGGUUUUAAUUGUAUUGACUUCGGCAAUAUUUACCUCGACGAGGAGCAAGACGUUAGGCCGCCAUCCAGUAGAUGACCUCGUCUAUAACGGUAGAGUAGAAUUAGACCGUUGGCUACGACAUGCGAGUAUUAGUACGACGCUCAGACUUGCGGUCGCCGUAUACAAGGAAAAUCAUCAGGGACGCGACCCCCCGCCGCACUUCGACAAGUGGUUCGAGUUUGCGCAGCAGCGAGAAUCUGUGAUCAUCGAUGCGUUCAACCAGAUCGAUAAGGACAUCCAGCCUUUCUGGGGGCUGAGCCAACGGCAAAUCCAGGAUCGCUUCGAAAAAGCAAGGGAGCUCCCAGGCAUUUCUAUCAUUACCAUUGCGGAUGGAAAAGUAUCUCACGGUCCACUCGCCGACCCUUGGGAACAAGUGGUGAUAAGUGAGGCAGCGACUAUGAUUUCAGCCUUUGCCGAGUUCCUCCCCGACAUGUCUAUAGCUAUUAAUUUAAGGGAACGACCUAGGGUCUUGGUUCCUUGGGAUGAUGUUCAUAGACUGACCAUGGCUGGAAGCAAAAGCCGGUUUCAGUUCAUCCCCCAACGCUUACGCAGCCUUCACGGAGGUGAGCCAGCAGACGACGGCCCAACCGAAGCAUCCAGAGCGCCCUUGGGGUCAACCGCCCAACCGUACGUAUCAGCGAAGAAAUUCCGUCAGCUCGAAGCCCUAGCAUGCCCGCCUGGAUCGGCUGCCCGCGGAGGUGUACACUGGGACGUCAGGGACUUUUGCUCGUCUUGUGUAAAACCGCAUUCCGAAGGACAGUUCGUGCACGACUGGGAGAUGUUUCUCGAUCCGUGUCACCAGCCGGACAUAUUCAACCUCCACGACUUGCAUACGACACCUCAUUUCCACGACUUGCACCAAGAUCUUCUGCCAAUCUUCAGCAGAUCCAAGACCGACAGCUUCAAUGACAUUAUCAUACCGCUGUUCGGCACUUGGCUCGGGGGCGACGCGGAUACGCGGCCAUUCAAUAACAAGUUAAACAUCGUAUUUUGGCAAGGCGAUGCUAAAGAUUCGCAAAUCAUGACACCUCGGUCGCUGCACGGCGGGCACCGGCACCGGCUGGUUCAUUUCGCCAACAACGCUAGUGUCGCCGAUAAAACCUCGAUGCUCCUAAACGUCGGAGUAGACGGGAAGGAUAAGUUCCAGUAUGAAGAGGUGCAUGUCCAGGCAGCCAACCGGCCGCUUCCGCUCGAAUUCUCGUUUACCAACGCCGGGAACUGCAACGAUGCGAGCUGCCAGCUUCUCGAGCGGGAGUUCGGUUUCAGGGAGCCGCCGACGUCGCUGCUCGACUACCGGUACGUGAUGCUGCUCGACAGCGCCGACGGGCCGCCGCCGACCCUGCUGCAGAUCCUGCGGUCGAACUGCGUGCCGAUGCUGUCGUCGGUGUUCCGCGAGUGGUUCACGGACCGGCUGAUGCCGUGGGUGCACUUCGUGCCGGUCGACCUGCGGUACCACGGCCUGCACAGCACGGUGGCGUACUUCACCGGCCUCGAGGGCAAGGGCCCGGUCAACGGGCGCGAGCGGCCGGCCAAGGGCCGCGUCGAGGACGCGCGCUGGAUCGCCGACCAGGGCCGCAAGUGGGUGGACAAGGCCAUCCGGCGAGAGGACAUGGAGGUCUACAUGUUCCGCCUCCUGCUCGAGUGGGGGCGGGUCAUCCAAGAGGACAGGGACUCGUUGGGCUUCACGCUGUGAGCGGGGAAGUUGUCAACGCUGGUGGGGCCACUGCUUGCUUGCGGGUACUCACUGGUAUGGGAACCGGAGAAUGGCGUAGGAUAUAACGAGACGUUAUACCCAAGAGUGGUUGGUAUGGUGAUGGAGCUGGGGCUAGAAUGGUAGGGUUUUGAUUUGGGUGCAUACCCCCAGGAGGGGGAUAAUACCUUGGGUACUUAUAUAGAGCAUCUCUUGCAUGUGUAGAGUCUCUUGAGGUGGCAUUCAGAUGGGUUUUUUUUGUCAGCUAGACUGGUUUGUACUCAGAGCUUGAGCGGUAGAAGCAGUGGUAUUCCUAGGCGCAUAAUAGGAGUCCCUGACUUGAAUAGCAGGAAUAGUUUCGUCUACGUUCUUAUAUAGGGCCUAUGUACAUACCUAUAUACAUAGAUGUGUAUAUGUAGAUCAUCAUGGUGUUGUUGUUUUUUCCCAAUGUCAGCCGUCGCCCUCGUCCC